Molecule: messenger RNA, 1558 nt
Organism: Phragmites australis (common reed)
Lineage: Eukaryota; Viridiplantae; Streptophyta; Magnoliopsida; Poales; Poaceae
Product: putative disease resistance protein RGA1
Exons: 2
Coding region: 95-1558 (487 amino acids)
Molecular function (GO): ADP binding
Source: RefSeq, a predicted model, not a curated record
GAAGCAGCCGGCGUCGACAACGGAGCUCCGGCGGGUACUGGCCGUCGUCUGCUAUCUUCUGCAUGCAUGCGAGAGCUGAGGUGAUCUCACCAACAUGGCGAUGUUUCUCUCUGCAAUUUUGAGCGACCUCACCAGCAGAUCCGUAUCUUUCCUGAUGGAAAGAUAUCGGGAAAGAUGCUCGACGCCGACGGUGGAGGAGAGGCUACAGAGGCUGCUGCUCCGGGUUCGCGUCGUCGUCGAGGAGGCGGCGGAGCGGCGCAUCACAAGUCAGGCGAUGCUGCAUCGACUGGACAUGAUGAGAAAGGAGAUGUACAGAGGCUACUACACCCUUUACACCCUGAGAUGCCGAGCCAACGAAGAAGACAAGCAUCAAGUGAGCCAAUCUUUUGCACCAUCCCAGCUCAAUUCUGCCAAGCGCGUCCGUCUCUUUCGCAGCACUAGUUCGGAUGAACGAGAACAUCUCCAGCAAGUUGUUGGCUGCCUCGAGGCCGCCACUGAAGAUGCGAGUGAGCUUGCUGUGCUCCUUAGCGGAUGCCCUCGGCUGUACCGCCAGCCGUACAGCAUGUACUUGAUCUUGGACAAGUGCAUGUUCGGUCGCCAGAUCGAGAUGGAGCACGUCGUCAGGUUCCUGUUACAGGCAGAGGCUCCAGGUGAUGAAAAUAAUCCUGAUGUCUUGCCCAUCAUUGGCCCCAGAAAAGUUGGAAAGAGCACCCUCGUCGAGCACGCCUGCAACGACGAGAGGGUGCGCCAUCACUUCUCUCAAAUUGUGUUCUUGAAUCUUAGAAAUGAAAACAUGGCGACUCCUGGAGAUGCUGUGAUCAAGUAUGAGAACCCUGCCUCACAUGGAGAAAGGGUAUUGGUCAUUGUUGAACUGGAUGGGGAUAGGUUUUCAAGAAGAUUGGCCAAUGAAAAUAUCGACGAGGGAUUGUGGCGAAGACUGCAUUCGCCUUACAUACGUGCGAUUCCGCGUGGCAGUAAAAUCAUAGUCACCAGCCGAUCGGACAAGAUCGCGAGUUAUGGAACCACAUCGCCGCUGAGAUUACAGUUUUUUGACCGGGAGGCGUUCUGGUACUUCUUCAAGGUGCGCUUGUUUGGGAGCACGGACGCGGCCGAGCACCCGAAGCUGGCAUCGAUAGCAAUGGAGAUGGCAAUGGAGUUGAACGGGUGUUUCCUGACGGCAAACAUUUACAGUGAAUUGCUAAGAUCAAAUGUCGACGCUCGGUUCUGGAGCUCGGCCCUUAUAAUCAUAAGAGAAUUGAAGCAGAAGAACCUGUUUGGUGGUGCACACCAAGUUGCUGAUUUCUGGGAGGUGCCUGAACCUGUGUAUGUGCCUAGAAUGAAUAAAUCAUCUGAAGAUUUUGUAGUUCUUGAUGACUAUGAAACAAGCUCUGCUGACCACAGUGCCGUUACGACUACGACCACGACGGUGCAAGAGGUCUUGCUGGGAACCGCUAGACCUCAAGGGAAAUUUGAUGUUCUAGCGUGGAGAUCUCCCAUACCACCUCAUUUCAGCUACUUUUUGGGCUGCGAGAUACGCAGGCCUCAUGUGAAAUUAUGA